Messenger RNA from Chara braunii, 2615 nucleotides. Lineage: Eukaryota; Viridiplantae; Streptophyta; Charophyceae; Charales; Characeae. The record is from the annotation of a GenBank genome assembly.
GCAGACUUAGAGUCGGUCGUUCGCGACCUGAUUCGAGAGUACCGCGACGUCUUUCCCCCGUAUUUCUCAUACAGCGGGAUCCCCCCGAUGCGCGGUGUUGAGCAUUCUAUCCAGCUCGUGCCUGACUAUCGUGUUCACCAUCAAGCAUCGUACCCACUCUCGAUCCGAGAGGCGACGGAACUCAAGCGUCAGCUUGAGGAGCUCCUUCGACUGGGUUUCAUUAAACCCAGUAACUCCCCUUGGGGUGCACCUGUCCUCUUUGCUCGCAAAGCGGACGAAACUCUCCGCCUCUACAUCGACUAUCGCGGCCUUAACCGUUACACGGUUAAGAACAACUAUACCAUGCCCCGCGCGGAUGAGUUGUUUGACCGUCUGGCAGACAACCGUUUUUUCACGAAGAUCGAUCUUCGUAGCGGUUAUCACCAGAUUCGCGUUGCCACAAAGGAUCAGCCGAAAACCGCCUCUCGAUCGCGCUUCAGCCACUACGAGUUCACGGUGAUGCCAUUCGGCCUCACCAAUGCACCCGCCACCUUCCAGACGGCGAUGAACGACAUCUUCAGGGACAUCCUUGAAGAAUACGUUCUCGUAUACCUGGACGACAUCCUGGUCUACAGUCGUACCUUAGAAGACCAUCUCAGACACCUCCACGAUGUCCUACAGCGCUUACACAAGCAUGGCUUCUAUGCCAAGCUCAGUAAGUGCCGCUUUGCCCAGCGCAAAGUGGACUUCCUAGGACACCAUGUGUCUGACCAGGGUCUCCGCAUGGACGACGGAAAGAUCACUGCUAUUGCAGAGUGGCCCGUCCCUACAUCUGCCAAGCAGCUUCGCAGUUUCCUAGGCCUCACCAGCUACUAUAGUAAUUUUAUCCAGGGAUACGUUAGGUAUUCCUACGUCCUUACCUCUACCCUCCUCCGGAAGAACCCGCCGUGGUUUUGGACACCCCUGUGCGAGGACGCCUUUCACGCCCUCAAGAAGGUGGUGACCUGUGCACCGAUUCUUCGCCUUCCCGAUUUUGAUCGUCCCUUUAUCGUCACCACCGAUGCGUCAGAUUUUGCAGUAGGAGUUGUCCUUUCUCAGGUGUUUCCCUCUCCUCCAGAUUCACCUUACCCCCAUGUUCCUCCUUCCCCCCCCCCUCCUGCUGACACUGCUUCUCGACUGACGCCUACCCUCCCACCACUUUCCUCCACUGACAGUCCUCCUGUUACUUACUCCCCGACCAUCGCGGAGGAUGGGACUGUCGAGGCUCGUGCUGGGGAUUGCCGGAUCGCUUUCUACUCCCGUCAGCUAUUGUCUGCCGAGAUAAACUACACUGUCGAUGAACGUGAGGUUCUCGCAGUAGUUUAUGCUACCCGACAUUGGCGUCAUUAUCUGCACGAGGCGCCCUUCACGGUGCGCACGGACAACUCAGUUGUCAAGGCUUUCCUCACGAAGCCUAAGUUUUCCCCUCGACAGGCACGCUGGUGGCGUGACUUAUCCAAGUUCAGUUUCACCACUCAACCCAUCAAGGGUGAAACGAACCGUGUCGCCGAUGCCUUGUCCCGCCGUCCUGAUCACAAUCAGGAACCCAUCCAGCUUGCUGCCAUCUCCAUCACCACUGUUGAUCAGUCGGUGAUCGAUGCGUAUCGCACUCAGUACCGCCACUGCCCCGAUUAUCGCGUCAUCCACGCCACACUGCGGAGUGGCAAGACCGUUCCUUCCUACUCCCUCGGGGAGAACGGCCUCGUGUACUGGCAUGGUAGAUCUGGUCAGCUAGAACCACGUAUCUGCGUUCCCUCCACCGGGCAGCUCCGCGUCCAGGCUGUAGCUGAGUUCCAUGACCAGGCAACUGCCGGUCAUAUGGGUUUCCACAAGACGUUGGUUCGUGUUUGCCGCCUAUACGUCUGGCCGAAGUCCAAGGACUUUGUCAAAGCCUACAUCCAGGAGUGUCCUACCUGUCAGGAGGUGAACAGUGUGAACCACCUUCCGUAUGGGUUACUUCAGCCCCUACCCAUACCUGAAGGUCGUUGGCAGUCCAUCUCGAUGGAUUUCAUUGGUCCCCUCCGCCCACCCACUCAGCGUGGUCAUGAUGCUAUCUUGGUCGUCGUCGAUCGCUUCACGAAGCGUGCACGUUUUGUUCCGUGCCGCUAUCGCAUUAGCGCUCGUGAGGUCGCCGACGUCGUCUUCGACCGAGUCGUGAGAGAUCACGGCUUACCUCAGAGCAUCAUCUCCGACCGUGACCCGCGCUUUACCAGCACAUUAUGGCGACGCCUACACGAGGUGUACGGAUCCCAGCUCCCUUCUCAUCGUCUUACCACCCUCAGACGGAUGGUCAGACUGAGGUCACCAACAAAACUCUCGGUAAUAUCCUCCGAAAGUUUGUUAGGGAUGACCAGCGGUGGGACUUACCCCAUGCGGAGAUUGCGUACAACCACGCUGUUUCGCCAGCCACGGGGAUGUCGCCAUUUUGUUGCGACCUCGGCUACCACCCUCGCGUACCCGCGGAUUUCCUAUGAUCAUCGCGGUUGCGCCAAGACACUCGUUGCCCUGCGCUUGACGAUUGGAUCGCUCACAUGGCGGCGAUUAUGAAGCGCGCACACGAGAGUUUAGCCGACUCCCAUACUCGCAUGGCCGCACGA